Messenger RNA from Owenia fusiformis, 1747 nucleotides. The record is from the annotation of a GenBank genome assembly. Lineage: Eukaryota; Metazoa; Annelida; Polychaeta; Sabellida; Oweniidae.
UUGCUCUUGACCGAGAUUCACAACUUCAAUUGCAGAAAUCAUUGAAAACCGUGACAUCUCAUUUCUUCUCAGCCCUGAGAUGUUUCAGGUGAAACAGAAAGAUGCUAGGAGUAUCAGAUCAGAAUGGAUCAGCCCCAAAUUCAAAAAUACAUAUCAACUUUAUAUUAGGCCUAAUAAACAUAUCAUAAUGUGAAAGAACACUACCAAGUAUGAUAUCGGUUAUACGCAGGUUGAUGUGCUUGAUAUGAAAGAUAAGAUAACGAUAAGAUAUAAUACACAAGAUACUUGUAUAUAAUAUAAGAUAAAUCUUCAACAUCAUAAUCUUUCUGCUGCUCGCCUGUACCAAAAACUUAUAAAGUAAUACAAUAUGAUAAAUUGACAAUACUAGCAUAUAUCUAUAACAAUAUGACCGCUGCACAAAAAAUGUGAUUGGCAUUGUUCAUCGUCUCUGAGUGUGGUUGAAAAUUUACAUGUAGCUAUGGAUAUAUGGAAGCAAUUGUCGUGCGUACGUGAAGUUGAGGAUUCUUAUGAUGACGAUGACAGCGUCAAAGAUACUUGGACCAUUAACAGUUGCUGCACAGUUAAACAAAACCGACUGUCUUUACUGUCUACAUCAAGGCGUUCAUCGUCAUCCUCAUCGACAUCAUCGGAUUCAGAUGGUUCCUAUACGGUAUGGGGAGUUGCCAAACCUAUAACAUCAUAUCCAAGGGAGGAUAUACAUUCUCUGCUCCAUGUGAGUAUCCAUGAUGAUGAAAACGAUGGGAACGUAAACCUGGAUGAUGUGAAGCACGCUGUUCCGGUACCUAUCAUUGAAGUAUCACCUUACGAUGAUGAUGUUUUAGAGAAUCAACGGGCAAAGAGUAUGGACGAUCUGGAUGCCUUGGAAGUACCGAUGACUGUUCAAUCCCAUUCAAGAUAUCAAGCCAGACGAUCUACCGACGCACAUGUACUAGACCUAAAGACGCAAAAACAUUUGAAGAAGAAAUUUUCCCGUGCUAACAUAAAUAAACCGCCUGGUAGGCAACUCCUGGCACCCUCUUUAGACGUUAAGGCAACAUUAAGAAAAAGUUUCGAGAAUUUGCUUGGGAAAAUUGGUGAACACGUCCAUUUCGGUAGGAGUAGCAGUCGUUUAGAUUGCCGAGUUCAACCAACAUGGCCACCGUCGUCUGCUGAAAUUGAAAACGAGGUAGAAGAACUCAAGAAAUGUCUCUUUGCGAAAGAUGAUACGAAUGCAGAACUGGUGGAACAUAGAAAUUGCCAAUCCCUUCGCAAACCUCCUAGGUUCUUAUCUAACACUUCAACGCUCGUUAACAACAUUUUGCAAAGCUUUGUUCAACCUUAUGUAUACAAUAAUGACACUGUUUUGACAGAGUUACCCAGCGUUUUGGAUUCUGAUGAUAUAAAAUAUGAAUUCGAGGAAAAUGGUGAUGCAGUCAUCAUUAAUCAAAAUAACAAUGCUGUUGUUUAUCUCGCAAAAGACGCUCGUGAUAGAUUCGUUGUGGUAACAUGUACAUUUUCUAAUGGUCUGCUAGACUGGGUAGAUGUUAUUAAUAAGGGGCGUGUUGCUGAACAUCUUGGUCUAUUAGAUGUUACAGGUGUAAUACCUUUAGACCCAUUAGACUCUGAAAGAUUCCAUUUUACAGCAAUAGUGUCCAUCUAUAGUGGGCAACCAGAGACUUAUAAUGACUUCUGUUCUGUCUGAAAUCCAUACAAAAAGAUGUUAUAAAUUAAAAUUAUCAAAAUAAAA